CGCUUUCAGUUGACUUUGAAACUCUAACAGCAAACCAUUUCAAAUUAGACAUAAAAAGUUUAAUCAAUAAGGAUGGUAUUAAAUGGAUGUCAGCUUCUUGAGAAAGAGAUUUUCUUUUUCAUCACCUUACUUGCUCUUGGAACGGGCUUACCACAAGGUGCACCGGAAAGUGUUUGUGAAACUAUGUUGCCAUUCCAUGCCGGCGGUAGUAUACUUCCUGAAAAAAAUGUGUCCCCAUUUAUUGUGGAAACUGCAGAUUCUGUGAUUGCUCAGGGAGAGACUCUCAAAGUUGAAAUUAGUGGGGUGCCAGCUGGAUUAAAUCUUGGGGGUUUUAUGGUUCAGGCACGAAAUUGGAAUCCACCAUUUGGAAUUGUUGGCCAAUUCAGUUCGAUUAAGGAUGGCCCUGUGAAGUUACUGAAUUGCGAUGAUUCGGUAAAUAACUCAGCAACGCAUAAUAAUGCUGGUGCAAAGCCUCAAGUGAUCAUAGAGUGGAGAGCUCCUUUGGACUUCUUGGGCCAAGUGGUGUUUAACGCCACUGUGGCUGAAGCAUAUAAUAAAUUUUGGACUGGCGUGGUUUCCAAUCCAAUCCAUGUAGUCAAACGGGAUCUGUUUGUAGAGACUGCUCAACUACCCACCACACGAUUACCCAGUUCUACUAUGAAAUACUUCACUACUCAAGCUCCUUACACGCCUUCGGAAUUUAUAUCUUCCAAUGUAGUCAUCAGUUCCCGUAUGGAUGUGAUUUAUAAUGAUUGUGGGGCGAGGAAGACUUGUUUUGGUUCACCCGAUGGCUGUAUCAUCAGCAAAUCCUGCAUUUCCAUUACAGCAGUGACUGUACGGGGCAACAUAUUUGAGUUCGAACUUCAAUCUGGAAAAGACAGCAAGGCUGUAUAUGUGGCCAUGGGUUUGUCAGAUGAUGCUAAGAUGGGCGGAGAUUUGGUAAUUGAAUGCGUUCCGGAGAACGGUCGUGUGAGCUUAUAUUCAUCCUAUACAUCCAGCUCUCCCUAUGCAGCGAUUAGAUCUAAUGUGUUCCAAAAUUCUGCUCAUCUUAUAAAUGCUUCGUUUGUGGAUGGUGUUAUCUAUUGUAAAGUACAACGCGACCCUUUAAUAACCGUUCAAGGUCGCACUUUUGACUUAAGGAAUGACAAGUAUCACUUACUUUUAGCUUCAGGAACUACCUUAAAGGAUACUGGUAUAGGCUUUCAUGAUAUAGGACGCUCUCCAUCUGGUAAUCGCAUCAAUUUGGCUGUAGUCCAGGAUUUAGGUGGUAGCAAAAUGGUCUUGGUCCACCUUCAUGGAGCAUUUAUGAUUACUGCCUGGAUAGGCACUGCAUCGCUGGGUGUAAUAUUCGCUCGAUACUUUAAGCACACAUGGGUGGGCCAUCAGAGCUGUGGAAAAGAUCAAUGGUUUACUUGGCAUCGGUCAUUAAUGGUAACCACAUGUCUAUUAACUGUAUUCGGCUUGGUUUCUAUUUGGGUGGAAUUAAAGCAAGCUGUCUGGCAUGCUCACUCAAUAUUGGGACUGAUGACGAUUAUUUUAUGCUUUAUACAACCAAUUGGAGCUUUUUUUCGUCCAGGACCGAAUGAUGAAAGCCGACCAUGCUUUAAUUGGUUUCAUUGGUUGGUUGGAAAUGUGUGUCACACCUUGGCAAUUGUGGCCAUUUUCUUCUCAGUAAAUCUUUCAAAGUCUGAGCUGCCCGAAUGGACGGAUUGGAUUUUGGUUACUUUUAUAGUAUUACAUUGUUUGGCCCAUCUAAUAUUUUCUAUCGCUGGAGCCGCUUCGGACAGACAACUAAAUCAACGAAUAAAUGCAUUUCAAAUGGGUGAAAUGUCUCAUCAUCAAGAUGCUAUGCGCAACGGUAUAAUCGUUGCAACAGAAUUGGAUGCACCGCAUGCUGGUCUCCGCAAGGGUCUUUUGGGUGUCUAUGGGAUAGUUGUGUCAUUUUUUGUUGUUGUGCUGAUUCUUCUAGUCUUACUUGCGCCCAUUGAACAGUAUUGGUCAUCGUCUUAAAUAUUAUAUUCCCACUGUCUAUUAAUAAUCACAAUUCUUUUUUUCCCCUACUAAACAUGUAUUCCAUUUUUUAUUUCCUGUCCGUAAAGCUAAAAUAAUUAGUUUUUGACAAUAAAAUAAUUAAAACAGCAUUAAAA
Molecule: messenger RNA, 2147 nt
Organism: Drosophila willistoni
Lineage: Eukaryota; Metazoa; Arthropoda; Insecta; Diptera; Drosophilidae
Product: putative ferric-chelate reductase 1 homolog
Exons: 8
Coding region: 73-2010 (645 amino acids)
Molecular function (GO): oxidoreductase activity, acting on metal ions
Source: RefSeq, a predicted model, not a curated record